This is a messenger RNA of Dermacentor albipictus, 2762 nucleotides long. RefSeq lists its product as uncharacterized. Lineage: Eukaryota; Metazoa; Arthropoda; Arachnida; Ixodida; Ixodidae. The record is from RefSeq and is a predicted model, not a curated record.
CCCGUAAGCAGCGGUAACGCCUUUGACAACAUGCAUGCAAUCAUUCAUAGUCAUUACAGAAGCUGUUGCGAGAGGGAGAGAGAAGUUGGGCGAGAGAGCUGCGGCCUUCUUUAUUCCAUGGAUUCCAUGUGCGGCCAGUGCGUCAUGCAGAAACGGCAGUCGUCAGAUCGCGGCAUGUUGCGGCCGCCAAAAACGUGAUCGUGAUUCAUGCGUCAGUGUAUCUCCGAAGCGUAGCCCGGAAGUACGCUCGGCCCGGCCACUACCACCAAAGUCAUACAAUACGGCAGUCGUUAUUAGUCACCAUGCGAAGCGUGCGGAGGAAAACCACAAAAACUUCGUUUCGCGCGGAACUACGAACUUUGUUGGCGACUGCCGUGAGACUCAACAUGCCACAUAGCGCAGUCGAUGAAUGCCUCGAAGAGGUGUUCUUCCGACAGAGACGAUCGCCAACAUGUGCGAGCACUUCAGCAACAAGUGUCUGCGCGCGAGUCACAAACAUCCUGAUGUGGUGCUCGAUUCUCUUGGUAGCCUUCAGAGUGAUCAUUCACAUUUGCUUUGAGGGGAUGACUCUAGACAGAUUAUACGACAGGUACACGUACCCUGGGCUUCGAACUGCUCGGUUACUUGCCUUACCAUUGCUGAGCCAGUUUCCAUCGUUAGCACAUUACCACGAUGCAAAGUGCCUGGUUCAUAAUCCAUUUUUCAACCCAAUGAACGAAUCGGAAUGUUGGCCUUGUGAAAAUUUCAAGGCAAUAGUCGACUUGACCGGUCAUUCCGAGAUUGCUGUGGAUUACGUUUGGAGCCUUGUACCCUUUGUUGUAAAGGAUGCUCUGAAGCACAGCAUCAAUGGAAAGCACAUGCACGAGUUCUUAAAGGCCCACCGUGAACUAACAGAUGAUUCGUCUGCCAAGUUCUAUUCGACUCUCCGUGGUGUGGAAGAACCCCGCCAUUUACUUGACUGGCAAAAGUGGCAACAGGUGGAUGACCGUUAUUUUCAUAUAUCGUGGCAACUGGCAUCCCCUCCAGCUGCACGCAUUCUCAGGCAGGUUUUUCACAGGCCUUAUUUUGUGCAAAACAUCUCCGAGGUGUCCCUGCAGAGGUUCCUGUUGUUUGAUGGUCCCGAUGCACCAAGUUACUAUCUGCCUGAAACUGACUUCUCAAGUUCCUGGCUUGUGCAAGUAGAGGGAAACCGGCUUGUGGUGCUUGAACCCUCAGAACUUUGCAUCCGUGCCUGCCGUCAGGUGUCAGUGCUUCUGAAGCCCAAUGACGUCUUGUACUUCAGCAGUACUAUCUCCAAGGCAAGGUUGAUACCUGUUCAUGUUGGAGAUCUGCCAAGUAUCACAUAUCUGGGCUCGUUCUACUGAAGCUUGUGCUGAAGUUAUUGUUCCUUGAAAACGCCAAUGGUGCGGAAGCUACGCAAGUGGUGCACUCAUAGAAGUCUCACUCUACACAUUUCAGAGUGCAGUCGUUCUUGAUUUGCAAAGCUUUCUAUGAAGUAACUACUUCAUAUAUUACUACUACUUGUGGGUCGUAAGGUUACAUCAAAUCACAUAUUUGUGUGCAUCUUUGUGCUUUCAGCAUGCCACCUACUAUGUUUUGGUAUUACGCACAACCUGCCUCCCCCCACGGCAGUUAGACCUUAUACAGAACAUAAUGCGGUUCCUCUUCGACGGUCGCUUCUGCUCCGCUUCGAAGGUCAAAACGCGCGGCACGCGUGUUUUGGGAGGUGCGUUUGGAGGUGGCUGCUUGUGAUUUAGCCAUCAUUCCCUUUGCGGCAGCAGUGAAAUUUCGUUAUAUUGAAAUCGUGUAUAAACACACUUCGUUAUAAUGAGGUUCUAAAUACAGGGUGUCCGAUGGACAAGAUGUUACAAAAAGUUAAAUACUUCAUUACGUUGAAGUUCAUAAUAUCAAGGCGUAACUGUAAUAUACUGAUCUUAGCAUGUUAAAGGGUGACAUAGAAGGUGCUAAAUGGCCGCACAUUGCGUGCUGAUGGAGCAGCGUGAACAGCUAGUAGCAUAAAUGAGUUCUGCAAGAAAAUCUCAUAAACUUAGCCAAGAUGCCUUUUCCUUUUUAUAUAAACCAAGUGUAAUUUUCUUUUUAUUACCGUUAAUUGACUGCUUUUGUCAGGAUGAUGUAUUUGCAGCAGCAAGAGCUGUUCUUUCAUUUCCAAAAUGCUGGUGCCAGUCCCCUCACAUUUAUGUAACCUUUUAUGAUAUAUAUGUUCAACUGGUUGUUUCAAAGGUGCUACUGUGAGAAUAAGUAGGCGUAGUAGGUUAUAAUCUGACUUCAUUAUUCAUGCUCACUCUGAAGCUGGUGCUCCAUUUCACCAACUCCAUGCAAUACAGCAAAAGCUACAGGUUGUGCCAACCAACCAGAAUAGACAGCCAUAAAAAAAAAGGCUCCUCUGUGUCGGCCUGUGAUCGUGUGAUGUGGCCUCUGUGUGAUGCCAACUGAAUAGAAGCUUCAUGAAAGGAUCAGCGACGUGAAAUGGGCAUGCCCUACCCCCAACCCACCCGCCUUACGCAGAACACACAGCUUACUCUCAUUACUGAUUGGCUGGCAUGCAUUUGCUGCAGUGAAAGGAAUUAAUGGAAUGGAAUUAACAGCAAAACCUGUGUACGUGUAGCGCUGCUCUCUAACAUGACCAAUCAAAUCAACUAUUAGUUGGCAACUUCUCUUUGCCGGACCAGUGGCAUACACUUUUAUCUUAGGAAACUUGUGUGUUAAUUGAGGCAGAUAAUUCUUGAUUUUGUAUCUGCGUG